This is a messenger RNA of Eucalyptus grandis, 891 nucleotides long. Its product is annotated as probable inactive dual specificity protein phosphatase-like At4g18593. Gene Ontology annotation, molecular function: protein tyrosine/serine/threonine phosphatase activity. NCBI's taxonomy places the organism in Eukaryota, Viridiplantae, Streptophyta, Magnoliopsida, Myrtales, Myrtaceae. The record is from RefSeq and is a predicted model, not a curated record. Gene Ontology annotation, biological process: protein dephosphorylation.
GGCCCAUGAUCGCAUCUUGAGCAGAGUAAGGCCCAGUCGCCAAUCCUUUAGAAAGCCCCCAGUACGGACGCAAGAUUGGAGAACUUGGCUACCGUUCUGUAGGCUGCGAGGAACUUGCUCUUGUGAAGAAGGAAGUCUGGUGAUUGCCGAGGCGCCAAUGGAAGCAGUCAAUUCUGCCAACACUGGCUUUGUCCCAAAACCUCAAGUAAUUUACCGCUGUAAAAAAUGCCGCAGAAUCGUUGCUUCGCAAGAGAACAUAGUUUCACACGAGCGCGGGAAGGGAGAAGAGUGCUUCAAGUGGAGGAAGAGAACGGGUGACUUGAAGGACUGGCAAAAGGAUCCAGCUGAAUGCUCAUCCAUAUUCGUAGAGCUGAAGUGGAUGCAAGCAGUGGAAGACGGCUUCGUGGAAGAGAAGCUUCAGUGCAAGGGCUGCAACGCUCGCUUGGGUUCCUUCAACUGGGCUGGCAUGCAGUGCAACUGUGGAGCUUGGGUGAAUCCGGCAUUCCAGCUGCACAAGAGCCGGAUCGAUGAAUGCCAUACCUGAAGCACAGAGUAAUGCAAACCAUCUCCACUAGAGCACUUCUGUGGUCUGUACAUAAUCUCAUUCCGUGGAAUCAGCGAUCCGGCUUGUAGGCGGGGAACGACAAAACUCCGAAAUCGAACCUGGCACUGAUUAAAUAGAUCAUUCCCUAUGUAUUUUGGCAUCCCAAGUUGCAUACAUCCAUGUUAUAUGAGAGAUGACAGUUCUUAUCCUAACCGAACCAACCCCUGCGCCAUGGCGCCAAGCGUUUCGUAUGAGACAUGUUGGGCAAUGCUGCUUCAUCCGUUUUGAUGCUAAAUUUGAACUAUGAUUGCAGAGUAUGGUCAUGCUAAAAUAUUCUUUUGGGGCCA